Molecule: messenger RNA, 167 nt
Organism: Sphaeroforma arctica JP610
Lineage: Eukaryota; Ichthyosporea; Ichthyophonida
Exons: 1
Cellular component (GO): cytoplasm
Source: RefSeq, a predicted model, not a curated record
UUCUGCAUGAGUGGUGAUAACACUCUACAGGCUGCGAAGAUAGCCAUCAAUGGGGUGUUGGAGAAGGAGGGUGACGAGCAUUUUGUGAUGAUCUUGUCCGAUGCCAAUCUCGAGAUAUACGGCAUCCACCCCAAAGAACUGGGUCGUGUGCUGGCGAGUCAUGACGA